Molecule: messenger RNA, 2702 nt
Organism: Lycium barbarum (goji berry)
Lineage: Eukaryota; Viridiplantae; Streptophyta; Magnoliopsida; Solanales; Solanaceae
Product: protein TOC75-3, chloroplastic
Exons: 7
Coding region: 91-2484 (797 amino acids)
Biological process (GO): protein import into chloroplast stroma; chloroplast organization
Cellular component (GO): chloroplast outer membrane
Molecular function (GO): protein-transporting ATPase activity
Source: RefSeq, a predicted model, not a curated record
UCAUCCCACACUUCACUCACUACCCUUCUUUCAGAGUGUCGAAAAGUUACCACCUCGAUUUCUUCACUCUCCCAUUUUCUAUCCCCUACAAUGGCGUCCAUCGCCGCUCCUGGUCUCGCAGCUAUUUCCGUUAACCGUUCUCACCGCACAAGUACCACCACUACUGCUCCCCGUACAAUCAAAUCCAAACUCCCUACAUUUUCCUCUUCCCAAAACCCUAAACCCCGCGAUAAAAUUACCAUUUUGUCCUCAAAACAUCUCCGCAAUGUCAUCAAAACCACAACCGCCGUUACUGUCGGCCUCUACGCGCUCUCCGCCGGCGUGUGUAACACUCUCCUCACCGGCUCCGGCGGUGGCAACGGCGGGGGAAUUGGUGGUUCCGGCGGCGGCGGUGACGGCGGCGGAGAUGACUUCUGGUCGAGGAUUUUCUCACCGGCAGCUAUUGCCGGGGAAGAUGAAUCACCUGAAUGGGAUUCACAUGGUUUACCGGCGAAUAUUGUUGUACAAUUAAACAAACUAAGUGGAUUUAAGAAGUACAAAGUUUCCGAUAUCCUUUUCUUUGACCGGCGUCGUAAGUCAACGGUUGGAACUGAAGAUUCCUUCUUUGAAAUGUUGUCUUUAAGGCCAGGUGGAGUUUACACCAAAGCACAGCUUACAAAAGAGUUGGAAACCCUAGCAACAAGUGGAAUGUUCGAAAAGGUUGAUCUUGAUGCGAAAACUAACCCUGAUGGGACAGUUAGUGUUACUAUAUCGUUUUUGGAAAGUACAUGGCAAUCAGCUGAUAAGUUUAGGUGUAUUAAUGUGGGGUUAAUGCCACAAUCGAAACCCAUAGAAAUGGAUGCAGAUAUGACGGAAAAGGAGAAACUUGAGUAUUUUAGGAGCCAAGAAAAGGAUUAUAGGAGAAGGAUUGAAAGGUCUAGGCCGUGUUUGUUGCCUGUAUCGGUGCAAAGGGAGAUUUUGGCGAUGUUGAAGGAACAUGGGGCGGUUAGUGCUAGGUUGUUGCAGAAGAUUAGGGAUAAAGUGCAGCAAUGGUAUCAUGAUAACGGGUACGCGUGUGCUCAAGUAGUGAAUUUUGGGAAUUUGAAUACUAAGGAAGUGGUUUGUGAAGUGGUGGAAGGGGAUAUUACUCAAAUGGUUAUUCAGUUUCAGGAUAAGUUGGGCAAUGUUUGUGAAGGUAACACUCAGUAUCCGGUUGUUCGCAGAGAAAUGCCUAGGCAGCUUCGUCAAGGGCAAGUUUUCAACAUUGAAGCUGGAAAACAAGCCUUGAGAAAUAUAAACUCUCUAGCUCUGUUCUCGAAUAUUGAAGUCAACCCUCGCCCCGAUGAAAAGAAUGAGGGAGGGAUAAUUGUUGAAAUUAAGCUCAAGGAAUUGGAACAGAAGUCAGCUGAAGUCAGUACUGAAUGGAGCAUUGUCCCAGGACGUGGAGGUCGCCCCACAUUGGCUUCAAUUCAACCUGGUGGAACUGUUUCCUUUGAGCAUCGGAAUCUUUACGGGCUCAAUCGCUCAGUUCUUGGUUCAGUUACUACCAGUAACUUCCUCAAUCCUCAGGAUGAUCUUGCAUUUAAGUUGGAGUAUGUUCAUCCUUAUUUAGACGGUGUUUAUAAUCCUCGAAACCGCACACUCCGUACUAGCUGCUUCAACAGCAGAAAGUUGAGUCCUGUCUUUACUGGGGGGCCUGGAGUAGAUGAAGUCCCCCCUAUAUGGGUUGAUCGCGCUGGUGUUAAAGCCAACAUUACUGAGAAUUUCACUCGUCAGAGUAAAUUCACUUAUGGACUUGUGAUGGAAGAAAUAACAACACGUGAUGAAAGCAGCCACAUUUCUUCUCGUGGACAGAGGGUAUUACCAAGUGGUGGAAUUAGUGCAGAUGGACCUCCCACUACGCUUAGUGAAACUGGCAUUGACCGUAUGGCAUUUUUACAAGCUAACAUCACACGCGAUAACACCAAGUUCAUAAAUGGGACAAUAGUUGGUGAGAGGAAUGUUUUCCAGGUCGAUCAAGGACUUGGAGUUGGCAGUAAGUUCCCCUUCUUUAACCGCCACCAGCUGACAAUGACACGAUUUGUCCAGUUAAAGGAAGUAGAAGAAGGUGCUGGUAAGGCUCCACCACCUGUGCUAGUCCUCCAUGGCCACUACGGUGGAUGUGUCGGAGAUCUUCCCAGUUAUGAUGCUUUCACACUUGGGGGACCUUAUUCAGUUAGGGGCUACAAUAUGGGAGAGAUAGGUGCAGCUAGAAAUAUUGUUGAGUUGGCUGCCGAGCUGCGGAUACCUGUUAGAAACACCCAUGUUUAUGCAUUUGCAGAACAUGGAAAUGAUCUCGGGAGUUCAAAAGAUGUCAAAGGAAACCCAACAGAGGUCUAUAGGAGGAUGGGUCAUGGCUCCUCAUAUGGUGUUGGUGUGAAACUAGGUUUAAUACGAGCAGAAUAUGCUGUUGACCACAAUUCUGGUACUGGGGCAAUAUUCUUCCGUUUUGGAGAGAGAUUCUAGGUUCAGAUUUCAUCGUCGGAUUCUUUUUUGCAGCUAGUCAGAUCUAUAUAGUUUAUUUAGUCAAGAAUUGCAUGCUUCUGAGUUUGGCAUUCAGUAAACUCUAAACGUUGUUUGGUAAAAGAUCGGCUAUGAUUAUGGUUAGAACAUUUGAGUGAGUAUUCUCUAGCUUUUAUUAUGAUCGUGUAACCAAACAAAUGUAUAAUAUAGAAAUUUGUGCA